AGCAACUGCUCAUAUAAAAUCUAACAUUGACCAUACUUCCCCAGACUGAUCAAUGAACCCUUUUGGGGACAAUGAUCAAUGGAAACCCUUUGUUUUUCUACAGGAAGUGUGCAUGAUUCCCAUCAUUCUACUCAAUUUGUAGCAGCAAGAUGAGAACUCACAGCAAACAAUAGAAUCUCUCUCCUACAUGGCAUGUUACUCUUGUGAGGCUGAGCUUUAUAUAACCAAUCCAGGACAAACUCCCAUUUCAAGUACUUCUCAUUCCCAGUGUCUCUUUCUCAGCAAGAUUUAUCCCAAUUGGCCACUCACUUGAAGUUCAGUCCAUCCUUGAUUUGUGCCAUGGAUGGACUGUGCUUAAGUGAAAUUGGAGGUUGCGAGAAUGGAAGGAUCGGCCGAGGGCAGCUCGAGGAGGAGGAGGAUGACACUCAAUACAAGUCCAAGAACCUGGAAGCUGAGAGGCGGAGGCGAUUAAAGCUGAACCAGAGGCUCCUGACGCUACGCUCAUUAGUCCCAAAAAUCACAAAUGCAAAUACCCAAGAACCUACUGAUCAUUUUUGUGCAGACAUAUAUGAGUAUAGAUUCUGACCCCGCGAAUUUUUUGGUGCUUUUCUGUCUAUGUCAGAUGAACCUGGCAACAAUUUUAGAUGAUGCAGAGAGUUACAUAGUGGAGCUACAGAAGAAUGUGAAGGCCCUGAGUGACCAACUUCUCGAAACGGAGGCACUGUGUGAAGACAGGCCAAAGGCAUUGGUCGAUGAGAUUGACGCAGCGCAAGAUAUGGAAGCAAAUGGGAUUAAGCCAGAUGUUCAGGUGACCAGCAUUGACGAACAUAAGCUGUGGAUUAAGAUCGUAAUCCCGAAGAGAAGAAGCCGAUUCACCAAGUUGUUGGAGACGCUGAGCAUUUGCGGUUUCGAACUGACCGAUCCCAGCGUCACGGCAUUUAAAGGUGCAAUGCUCAUAUCGUCAUGUAUGGAGGGGGCUUCUGGCGAAAUGCUUAAGGCUUCACGGACCAAAGAUUUGCUCCAAGAGAUUAUCAAAGGCAUUUAAUCAGCCAUAAACUUUUAUAAUCAGGAAACAUUUUGAGGCAUAAUAAAAUGGAGGACACCUCUCCUAUUUUCUGUUAUCUUCCCUAGAUACAUUAUCCUAUGCAUUUAUGAUUAUGUAAAGACUAGUGAUUAGUUCUGUGGAUUCAGCUGUUGGAAAGUCAGUCAAAGCUUGAAAUCUAUGCAUAAGAAUUGUUUACAUUUUUUAUGCGUAACAAUAACAUGAUGGAUCAACUGUAGAAUCAAACAUCUCUUGAAC
Molecule: messenger RNA, 1300 nt
Organism: Syzygium oleosum
Lineage: Eukaryota; Viridiplantae; Streptophyta; Magnoliopsida; Myrtales; Myrtaceae
Product: transcription factor DYT1-like
Exons: 4
Coding region: 524-1045 (173 amino acids)
Biological process (GO): regulation of DNA-templated transcription
Cellular component (GO): nucleus
Molecular function (GO): DNA-binding transcription factor activity; sequence-specific DNA binding
Source: RefSeq, a predicted model, not a curated record